Rotaria sordida is the source of this 405-nucleotide messenger RNA. NCBI's taxonomy places the organism in Eukaryota, Metazoa, Rotifera, Eurotatoria, Philodinida, Philodinidae. The record is from the annotation of a GenBank genome assembly.
AUGAAUAGUGAAAUAAAUGAAUGGAUAUUAAUUCGUUAUUGUAUUGAUGGAAAUGAGUUUGGAAAUGAGUUUGAAUGUUACGGAAAUGUUGAAUUAACAUUUGAAGAAUUGAAAUUAAAAAAUAUCUCAGGUGAAAAUCUAUUUCAAUGGAAUGCACCCAUUGAUACAAUUAAUAAUUAUGAAAAAUAUUUAAUUGAAAAUGAUUUUUCAAUGAAAAAUAAUUUCUAUUGUAAUUGUUCAAAAAUUUUUUUUGGAAAAGAUUGUUCAUAUUCAUUUGAUAAAGUUUCUCCUAAAACAACAUUUCAUGAAAUUAUUACAAAUAAAUUUGAUAAAAAAAAAUCAUUAACAAAUGUAUUUGAAAUAGUAAAUGAUGGAUAUUUAUUGACAUGUUAUGAAGUUGAAUAG